This is a messenger RNA of Diabrotica virgifera virgifera (western corn rootworm), 660 nucleotides long. RefSeq lists its product as uncharacterized. NCBI's taxonomy places the organism in Eukaryota, Metazoa, Arthropoda, Insecta, Coleoptera, Chrysomelidae. The record is from RefSeq and is a predicted model, not a curated record. The transcript has 3 exons. The coding region runs from base 1 to 660 and encodes 219 amino acids.
AUGUCUACACAAGUUUCUACAUUCCAGUUUUCCGUUGAACCUUUUAACCAGACAGCUACAAAAUGGUCCAGGUGGGUAAAACGGCUGGAAGGAGCAUACAAAGUUUUUAAAAUUCCAGAGGAAAUGAAAUUGCCCUAUUUACUACAUUACAUGGGGUCGGAAGCAUACGAUACACUGUGCGAUAAACUAGCUCCAGAGGUCCCUGAAGACAAGUCAUAUGAGGAUACAGUUAAGUUAAUGGAUAAUUUUUACAACCCUGCACCACUUGAAAUUGCUGAAAUAUUUAGGUUUCAAUCAAAAAGACAAGCAGAAGGCGAAAGUAUACAAGAAUACCUACAUUCUCUACAGAAACUUGCCAUAAACUGCAACUUUUCCACAUAUUUAAAAAGUGCUAUACGAAAUCAGUUUGUUUUUGGUUUACAGUCAAAGAGGAUUCAAGCCAGACUAUUAGAAACAAAGGGAUUGGACUUGGACCGAGCCGUAGAAAUUGCAGCAAGCAUGGAAACUUCAGAAAAGGAUAGUUUAGUUUCAGUGGAGGUUGAGCACCAGGAAUUAAAGCACACUCUAAAGUUGUAUGUGGUGGAUGGUGAUGGCUACUCACUGGUUGGUCGAGAGUGGAUACAUGCUCUGGAAAUCAAUUUACAUCAGAUGUUUUUGUAG